This is a messenger RNA of Enterobius vermicularis (human pinworm), 612 nucleotides long. The record is from the annotation of a GenBank genome assembly. NCBI's taxonomy places the organism in Eukaryota, Metazoa, Nematoda, Chromadorea, Rhabditida, Oxyuridae.
AUGAUCCUAAUGGCUGGGCCACCGUAUAUUCGCGAAAUUCACUCAGAUCCAUCAUCAUUGGAUGGUUAUUUGCCGGGCCAAGUAGACGACCGUAGUGAGGUGCUAAAUGCCGGAUUUACGCCACCACAAAGGACCAACAUUUAUGAUCGAUCAAAAGCAGUUUCAGCUGUUAAUAAGACAGUGGCAGAACUGAAAAAUAAAGAACGCUUGACCAGUGUUAUACGAACAGUUAGUGCGCAGUCUUUACCGAUUAACAAUACUGCAAAUAAUACGAAUAAUAACAAAAAUUCGUUGCUUAAAACAACGCCAUAUGAACGACAAGUUUAUUUGCUCAAGAAUGAUCUUAUAGUACAAAAGGAAGUAACAUUAGGGCGACGAAUUGGCUUCUAUAAAUUAGGGAAAGAGUUGGGGGCCGGAAAUUUUUCAAAAGUUAAACUUGGAGUGCAUGUUUUAACGCAAGUAACAAAUUUUUCAAAACGCAAUAUCGGUGAUACUGCUUCUGUAUGUUCGUCAAUGUUUUUAACGGUUAUGAUGUUAAUGACUUUGAUGGGAGCUGCCGACAUUGAUGACACUGAUGUUGUUAGUUUAGAAUCCCUUGUAAUAAACGAGUGA